GAAAAAAAAAAACUUUCCCUCGCUUCUGUGCGGUCUCUUGGUGAGCCGAUGGUAGCCACCACUGUGUUUUGUUUUGGAGGAUUACAUUUUUAACGACUCUGAGCCGUGUCAGCAUGUCCUUGACGGAUCAGCAGUGGUGUCCCACAAGCGUCCAGGUAACGGUACUCCAAGCCAGGAGCCUUAGGAUAAAGGGGAAAAGUGGCACCAACGAUGCGUACGCGGUCAUACAAGUGGGCAAAGAGAAGUACCAGACUUCAGUGGUGGAGAAAUGCGUGGCUCCGGUGUGGAAGGAGGAGGCCUCUUUCGACCUCCCGCAGCUGAACCAGGGAGGAGGAGGCAGCACGCUGCACGUCCACGUCCUUCACCGGGCUCUGGUGGGCCCGGACAAACUGCUGGGACAGGCGGUCAUUAAUCUGUCACAGCUCAGUGAGGACAAAACACGCAACAAAACCGAAUGGUUUAAACUUCUUGAUAAGACUGGUAAGCCAGACAAAGACAGAGGAGAGGUGCUUCUGGAUAUCCAGUUCAUGAGAAACAACAUGACUGCCAGCAUGUUCGACCUUUCUGCUGCUGGCAAAUCUCGGUCUCGUCUGGGCAAGUUCAAGGACAAAGUUCGUGGCAAAAAAAAGGAGUCAGAUUCUGUGACCAGCGUGGCGCCGUCCUUCAGUCAGGUCCUGACGGACAGCGAGGAGGAGGGCAACGGGGAUGGUGAAGCGGUGACGGGCAAGGAUGGAAAACAUAAGAAAGACAAGAUUAAGUCUUUGUUUUCUCCAAAGUCUAACUUGCAGAAGAGCAUGUCUCAGUCUAUGUCUGUUCUGCCUGGGAAGAACUCCACACUCACCGGCAGCCAAUCAUCUGGUCUGAAUGUCGAUUCCUCAGAGGGUAAAAAGAAGUUUAAGUUCAUGAUACAUAAACGCUCAGGCAGCUCAGGCAGCAAGGAUUCAUCAUCUGGUCGUGAAAAACAGGUUUCUGUAGAACAGAGUAAUUUAUGCAUCAAUGGCAGUCACGUAUACUGUGAGGAGCCGCCAUCUCGGACUUCUCGCAUCAGCUCAAAUUUCAGUCUGGCCAGUUCAGGUCAUGGAUCAAUGGAGGAUGUCCCUGAAAACUCUCCACCACCUGAGCAACAAAAGGCAGCGAGGCAGUGUUCACCUUGGGAAGAGGAUGAGAAGGAGGAGGACACUCCUGAAGUUGAAAACGUUAAAGCGAAUGUGAGUGAAUCAAAAAGGACUAUAAUAGAGGAGGAGAGGAAAGAAGAGAAGGUUAAGAGGCAACAAGAGAGGCUUGAAAGUUUAGCUGAGGACAGAGAAAAACAAGAGGAAGAGGAGACAAGGAGUAAAGAAGAGGAAAAGAUUAGAAAUGAGGAGGAAAAGAGAAGACAAGAGCAAGAGGAAAGGGUUAGGAUGGAAGAAGAGCGUGAAAGAUUGGCAGAGGAAAAGAGACUACAAGUCCUAGAGAGAAGGAAAAUAGAGGAGGAAGAAAAGAAGAAAAGAGACGAAGAAGAAAGGAUUAGAAUUGAGGCAGAGAAGAAGAGGUUAGAAGAAGAGGAGAGGGUUAAGAUGGAAGAGAGAAGGCAAGAAGAGCAAAAACUGGCAGAGGAAAAGAGACUUGUGGAAGAGAUGAGGGCACAGGAAGAGAGGAGAAGGCAAGAAGAAGAGGCAAAAAUAGCAGAGGAAAAGAGACUGAAGGAAGUAGAGAGAAGGAAACUUGAGGAGGAAAGAAGAAAGCAAAGAGAUGAAGAGGAAAGGAUUCGAAUUGAGGAAGAGAAGAAGAGACUAGAAGAGGAGGAGAGGGUUAAGAUGGAGGAAAAGAGAAGGCAAGAGCAAAAACUGGCAGAGGAAAAGAGACUUGAGGAAGAGAAGAGGGCACAAGAAGAGAGGAGAAGGCUAGAAGAGGCAAAAAUAGCUGAGGAAGAAGAGAGGAUUAGAAAGGAAAAUGAGGAGAAGGAGGAAGAAAGGAAACGAAGAGAGGAGGAGGAGCUGCUGAGAAAACUAGAAGAAGAGCAAAAGAAAAAAAGGAUACAGUUGGAGCAGGAAAGGAAGCAGAGGGAGGAAGAAGAGAGGGUUAGGAAAGAGGAAGAGAAGAAAAGGCAAGAAGAGGAGGAACGGGCUAAGAAAGAAAGGGAAGAACAUGAGAGAUUAGAGGAGGAGAGGAAACAGAUUGAGGCAGAGGAGAAAAUUAGACAGCAAGAAAAGAUCAGGAUGGAAGAAGAGGAAAAAAGGAGACUAGAAGAACAAGAAAAUCAAAGAGCUGAAGAGGAAAGACUUAGGAAAGAGGAGGAGAAGAGACGGGAGGAUGAGGAGAGGCGAGAGAAGCGACCAGCUCCUCAGCCGCCAGUAAGGAAUCAAGCUGGCAAGCAGCCUCACAGGGAGCAGGAUGUGCCGGCACGACAUCUGGCACAAAUUAACAAGCAAAGCAAAGACAAAGAUGUCAAAACUGUCAGUGUUCCCCCACAGCGCUCGGUGCAAAUGAUCGCUCCGCUGUGUAGGUCUCCCACAGAUUCAAAGAACUCCCAGAGCCUGACGCAAAGCAAUAACGCUAAUGGAACAACAAACGAAGCCAAACACAGCAAACGUCCUGCGCCGUCCGUACCUCCUCCUGUGGGAGAAAAGCAGUCAUCAGAACCAAAAACGAGCUCUAAUCUAGGCGGCGCAGAGACCAAACAAGUUAAAGUUGUUUGUGGCUUAAAUCCUUUUGAGGAUGAUGAAGAUGAAAGUGAGCUCACAGCUCAAGAUGACACAGCAGUCUCUAGUAAUACUGGUUCAAUACACUGGCCUCCAGCUGUGUCACAAAGUGCAGAUAAAGAUGCUGCCUCUCAACCAAAAAUCAAAUCCUCAAAGACGGCACACGCUCCCCCACCUCCUGCAAAGAGUGACAUCAGCUCGAACACUUUAAUGAACACGGGCACGGAAAGAAGCCAUGCUACAGGUGAUCGAAGUGCAGCUGCGCCCGAUAACGAUGCACUCCAAGCAUGCGACCCGUAUUAUGAGUCCACAAGUCCUGGGCAUGUCCCAGUGAGUCCACUCCAAGAGUCCCAGUCCCUUAAAGUCGAGAAUAUAGUGGAGACAGGUGUGAAGAAAGACAGGGCCCCUACACCUUCACGCAGGCUUCAGCCGGUAAGACCUCUUAAUCCUCUCGAGCAGCAGGGUGCCUCAGUUGUUCAAGGGGAAAAUGAAAACAAAUCCACAGGAAUCCCCAGUGGACUUCAGGACAAAACAACGGUGGAUGACAGUGGGAUAAAAGGGCCCUACUCCCAGCUGACCCGGGAGGAACUGAUCUCUCUGAUCUUGAAACAGGAGAACCAGCUCUCGGAGAGAGAUCAUAAGAUAUCGGAGCUGGAGCAGUACAUUGAUAAUUUACUUGUGCGAGUCAUAGAAGAGAAGCCAAGUAUCCUCAUGUCCUUGACCGCUAUGAAGAAAUCUGCUUAGGUAGCUUUGCAGGCGUCACUGUAUUCUUGCUGCACUUAAUCAGACCUGUUUAUUCACAGCUCGUCCACAUUAGAAAUAUCACUUUAGAGAUGUAUUGGUUACGUUAAUGCAACUGGAAUACUUUUGCUGUAAAGUAUGGAGGAACACUUUAGAUUUCAAAUAUUUCAUCACCCAAUAAAAUUAAUGAUUUGAGGGAAAGAAAAUCUUUGAAAUCUUUGAAAUCUUUAGCUCUCUCAGCUAAAAGAUUCAGUUUGGAAAGACUUUGUAGUUUUUAGAUGAUCGAUAAAUUUAGACAUUUGUUUCAUGUGAGUUUAAAGGAUAUCUUGUAUAUAUUUGGUCAUGCCUUUCAUCUUUCUUCUGGAAAUAACUUUGAUAAAUGUGUAAUCCUGCCAGCAUACCAGACUUGUUGCAUUUCAUUGCAAAACUCCAGUUGAUUUCUCUCUGUAGAGCUUACUGUCAAGUUUACUGCUAAUUCCCAUGUGCACUUUAAGUAGCUCACACUAUUAACUGUUAAGACACUGAACACUGUACUGAGUAUUUUUACUGCUUAAAUAAAUUUGAAAAAUAAAAUAAAACCAUGAAUUAAUACAA
Neolamprologus brichardi is the source of this 4016-nucleotide messenger RNA. The record is from RefSeq and is a predicted model, not a curated record. Lineage: Eukaryota; Metazoa; Chordata; Actinopteri; Cichliformes; Cichlidae.